AUGAGUCAAGUGUCUAACGUACUAAGUACUCUAAGCUUUCUGCACACAGUUUUGCAUGAAUUGAUUCCCGAUUUACACAUCAAUGACGAAAAUUUCACGGUACAAUUGGAUCGUUGCGAUGAAGACGCGUUCUGUGACCGCUUGCUUCAGAACAUGCAUGUUGUUGCCAUGAAUGCGAGUUUCGUGAGUCAUGACCGUUUGUUGCAUCCUACAAACUUUAAAUCUAGAAUCGCACGGGAUCUCUCACUGGUGCGGUGUUAUGCUUUCGUUUUUCUUCAUGGCCAAAGAUUUUUCAUUAUCUCUGGAUUUUCUCCGUCUCUGACAUAA
This is a messenger RNA of Vicia faba (fava bean), 327 nucleotides long. The record is from the annotation of a GenBank genome assembly. NCBI's taxonomy places the organism in Eukaryota, Viridiplantae, Streptophyta, Magnoliopsida, Fabales, Fabaceae.